Molecule: messenger RNA, 1735 nt
Organism: Jaculus jaculus (lesser Egyptian jerboa)
Lineage: Eukaryota; Metazoa; Chordata; Mammalia; Rodentia; Dipodidae
Gene: Nr1h4
Product: nuclear receptor subfamily 1 group H member 4
Exons: 9
Coding region: 19-1479 (486 amino acids)
Biological process (GO): negative regulation of inflammatory response; negative regulation of transcription by RNA polymerase II; cell differentiation
Molecular function (GO): RNA polymerase II cis-regulatory region sequence-specific DNA binding; bile acid binding; zinc ion binding
Source: RefSeq, a predicted model, not a curated record
GCUGUGAAUAAGCUAAGGAUGGUAAUGCAGUUCCAGGGGUUAGAAAAUCCAAUUCAGAUUAGUCCUUACCACAGCCACUCACCAUCAGGAUUUGUCCCAGAAAUGAUGAGCGUGAAGCCUGCUAAAGGUGUGCUCACAGAACAAGCAGCAGGUCCCCUGGGGCAGAACCUAGAUGUCGAACCAUAUUCACAGUACAGCCAUGCUCAGUUUCCGCAAGUCCAACCCCAGCUUUCCUCAUCGUCCUGUUAUUCCAACCUGGGAUUCUAUCCCCAGCAGCCUGAAGAGUGGUACUCUCCUGGAAUAUAUGAACUCAGGCGAGUGCCCGCCGAGACAUUCUACCAGGGAGAAGCUGAGGUAUCCGAGAUGCCAGUGACCAAGAAGCCCCGAACGGGUGCCCCUGCAGGGAGGAUAAAAGGGGACGAGCUGUGUGUUGUCUGUGGAGACAGGGCAUCUGGAUACCAUUACAAUGCGCUGACCUGUGAAGGGUGCAAAGGUUUCUUCCGGAGAAGCAUUACCAAAAAUGCAGUGUACAAGUGUAAGAAUGGGGGCAAUUGUGUGAUGGACAUGUACAUGCGGCGGAAGUGCCAAGAGUGCCGACUAAGAAAGUGCAAAGAGAUGGGAAUGUUGGCUGAAUGUAUGUAUACAGGUCUGUUAACUGAAAUUCAGUGCAAAUCUAAACGACUGAGAAAAAAUGUGAAGCAACACACAGAUCAGAUUAUGAACGAGGACAGCGAAGGGCGAGAUUCGCGACAAGUGACCUCUACAACGAAGUCAUGCAGGGAGAAAACUGAACUCACCCCAGAUCAACAGAAUCUCCUACAUUAUAUUAUGGAUUCAUAUAGCAAACAGAGGAUGCCUCAGGAAAUAACAAAUAAAAUUUUAAAAGAAGAAUUCAGUGCAGAAGAAAAUUUUCUCAUUUUAACAGAAAUGGCUACCAGUCAUGUACAGAUUCUUGUAGAAUUCACAAAAAAGCUGCCAGGAUUUCAGACUUUGGACCAUGAGGACCAGAUUGCCUUGCUGAAGGGCUCUGCAGUCGAAGCCAUGUUUCUCCGUUCAGCUGAGAUUUUCAAUAAAAAGCUCCCAGCUGGACAUGCAGACCUAUUGGAAGAAAGAAUUCGAAAGAGUGGCAUCUCUGAUGAAUAUAUCACGCCAAUGUUCAGUUUUUAUAAAAGUGUUGGGGAAUUGAAAAUGACUCAGGAAGAGUACGCUCUGCUGACAGCAAUAGUUAUCCUUUCUCCAGACAGGCAGUACAUCAAGGACAGAGAGGCUGUGGAGAAGCUUCAAGAACCUCUGCUUGACGUGCUACAAAAGUUGUGCAAGAUUUACCAGCCCGAAAAUCCUCAGCAUUUUGCCUGUCUCCUGGGUCGCUUGACAGAACUGCGGACAUUCAAUCAUCACCACGCUGAGAUGCUCAUGUCAUGGAGAGUAAAUGACCACAAGUUCACCCCACUCCUCUGCGAGAUCUGGGAUGUUCAGUGAUGAGCAUUGCGGGUGGGGGGCAUCUAUUUUCUUCUUUUCCUUGUGACAUGAAUCUGAAGUGUGACUUUAUUUCAUUUGUACCUGGUUUCGCUUAAGAAUCUUCAUGAAUAUUUAUGUAGGUAUUAUAAAACUUCCACAAUUGUAAAUACAGGUUAGAUAGAAUUGCUUUCUCUAUAUUAUAUUUUACAAGGCUCCAGAGAACCCUACAUUUUAACUGACACGCCCUAUUUGCCUAAUAAAUCAACUGUUACUUCAA